This is a messenger RNA of Dendrobium catenatum, 1240 nucleotides long. Its product is annotated as probable uridine nucleosidase 2. NCBI's taxonomy places the organism in Eukaryota, Viridiplantae, Streptophyta, Magnoliopsida, Asparagales, Orchidaceae. Gene Ontology annotation, biological process: purine nucleoside catabolic process. The record is from RefSeq and is a predicted model, not a curated record. Bases 155 to 1123 code for a protein of 322 amino acids. Gene Ontology annotation, cellular component: cytosol. Gene Ontology annotation, molecular function: purine nucleosidase activity. The transcript has 9 exons.
AUGUAGCAGCUCAUGGCGAAUGCGAAUGCAUGCUUAAUUGCAGAUCGGACGGCUGUAGUUAAUUCAUGGGUCCACCGCCAAUUCCGUAAUAGUCUAUUUCAACGAUAACCAAGUGCCGACGGCUCAAAGUAGCCUUCUGCUCUCAAACUUUGCAAUGGGAGAAGCGGAGAGGAAAAAGAUCAUCAUCGACACAGACCCUGGGAUCGAUGAUGCUAUGGCGAUCUUUAUCGCGCUAAGAUCGCCGGAUUUAGAGGUGAUUGGUCUGACAACGACCCACGGAAAUGUUUAUACCACUCUGGCUACAAGGAAUGCUUUGCAUCUGCUGGAGAUUGCAGGGAGAAGUGAUAUUCCUGUUGCUGAGGGUUCUCAUGCUACAAUCAAGAAAGUUACAAAGCUUCGGAUAGCGAGCUUCGUUCAUGGGUCAGAUGGACUUGGAAACCAAAACUUCCCUCCUCCCCAGGGGAAGGCAAUCGAUCAAUCUGCUGCAGAGUUUCUUGUUGAGAAAGCUAAUCAAUUUCCUGGAAAGGUCACUGUUGUCGCACUUGGCACAUUAACAAAUAUUGCGAUGGCCAUUGAACUUGAUCCUGGAUAUCCACAAAAGGUGGGGCAGAUUGUUAUUCUUGGUGGAGCAUUUUCUGUCAAUGGUAACGUUAAUCCUGCAGCUGAAGCCAAUAUCUUUGGUGACCCAGAUGCUGCUGAUAUUGUCUUCACCAGUGGGGCAGAUAUUUUGACUGUAGGAAUUAAUAUUACCCAUCAAGUUAUUUUGACAGAUGCUGAUCGUGGCAAGCUCGAACGAAGCGAAGGGAAGUUUGCUCAAUACAUUUGCAAAAUUUUAGAAUUUUAUUUCUCGUAUCACAGAGAUGCAUAUGGAAUAAAAGGAGUGUAUCUACAUGAUCCAACUACAGUCAUUGCCGCUGCAUAUCCUUCUCUCUUGACUUACACUGAAGGGGUUGUACGAGUUCAGACAUGUGGCAUUACAAGAGGGCUUACGUUAUUUGAUAACACCAAAAAAAGAUAUGCAGAAAUUACGGAGUGGUCUGAUAAGCCGAAGGUGAAGGUAGCUGUUACCGUGGAUGCUCCGGCGGUCGUUGAGAUUGUGAUGGAUAGGCUAAUGAACUCCUAAAGUUUAUUUAACAUUUCGAAUUAAGCACAUCAUCAGGGUUUGAACUGAGGUAAGCUGUUUUCAUUGAUCUGUAGGCAUAACUUGUUUUUAUUGCAACUGAAUAAUAUUUUAUAAGUA